Molecule: messenger RNA, 2541 nt
Organism: Molossus molossus (Pallas's mastiff bat)
Lineage: Eukaryota; Metazoa; Chordata; Mammalia; Chiroptera; Molossidae
Product: ankyrin repeat domain-containing protein 26-like
Exons: 12
Coding region: 1-2541 (846 amino acids)
Molecular function (GO): protein binding
Source: RefSeq, a predicted model, not a curated record
AUGAAGAAGAUAUUCACCCGUUGGAGGAGACAGGAGUCCUGGUCUUCCGGAUCCUCCACCAGCACAGGGAGGAGCAGAGUUGGAGACAGAGGCCCCGGGUACCACAUCCGAGGCAAAGAUCUCAAGGAGAUACACAAAGCUGCCAGCGUGGGCAAUGCAGUAAAAGUAAGGCAGAUACUCUUGCUCCAGAUCAAUGCCUUAAAUGACAGAGACAAGAUGAACAGGACUGCCUUACAUUUGGCCUGUGCCAAUGGCCAUCCAGAAGUGGUCACUCUGCUAGCUGACCAAAAAAAAUGCCUGUUGGACCUUUGUGAUAGACAAAACAGAACAGCUUUGUUUAAGGCCGUGCAGUGCCAGCAGGAGGAGUGCGCCGCGGUUCUGCUAGCCCGAGGCGCUCACCCAAACCUGGUGGACAUCGACGGCAACACGGCUCUGCACUAUGCUGUCCUGGGUCAGAACGCAGCUAUCGUGGCAAAGCUGCUUUCAUAUGGAGCAAACAUGGAAGCUAGAAACAAGGAUGGUUUCACAUCACUUUCACUUGCUAAAAAACAAAACAAAGAGCAGAUGGUGGAACUUUUAAUAAAGAGUAAUGCAAAAGUCGAUCUGAUGGACAGGCCUACAACACAGCGUGAAAACUCCAAGGAUCAAGUUAUUUCACAAACAUAUUGCCAGACAGAAAAGACAUCUGAAAAUCAAAGAAUGCAAAUUAGGCUUCCACGUUUGCAUCUGGAAAAAAUGUCUCCAGAAUCAGAAAUGAAUAGGGAAUGUGACAGUGAUGAUAUGUCUACAUAUUCAGGAUAUCCUUCUGUGCAAAAGUAUGAGAAAAUGUGGAUCAAACAAAGCAAAUUAGAACAGAGGAAGAAUUUACAACUUAUGCCAAAUGAGUUAAAGCAGAAGUUUGGUGAAAUUUGUAAAAAAUACAAAGUUGCUGCUUGCCCUGAGGAAGAGCCACUACGUGAUAAGUCUAAAGAAGGACCAAGCUUAAGACAAAUACCUUCUAAUUUGACAAAUAAUAUACUUGAUUGUGAAGAAAAAGAUGCAUUUGGAAUGUCUGUCUCUGCAGUAUUCCAAACAUCUCCUGAACGAGAAGAGCCCACUCUUGAAAAUAUUUCUCCAUCUCAUUCAUACUGUGGAUCCUCAACAGAUGCUCCCUGCUCAUUUUCUAAGCUAUGUUCAAGAGAAAAGAUAUUACUUUCUGAAAAUAAGCACAAAUCAGACACUGAACAAGUUUUUAACAAAAGCGAGGAGAGGUUUUAUAAUGAUGCAGAAAAUAAAGUAAGGAACCCAGCAGUUACAUUUGAAAUGAAAGAAUACCAAGGGUUUGGUAUGCAGAUGACAAAAAAUAUGAACCCAAAUACCACUAACUGGAAAUUAGGCAUCAGACAUACACCUCAGUCUCGUGUUCUGAAAAGCCCUUUUGAUUUGUGGCUGCCACACUGCAAUCAUAUAAAAAACACAGUUCAAAUAAAAAAGCAUGCUAUUUCUGCAGUUACAAAUACUUAUAAGGAAACAAAGCCAAAUGCAGACUUGUUCCAGAAGCCAUUAUUUAUAGACAAUUGCAGUGCUAGUAACUGUAAAAGCAUGAAAUAUGGGAUAGAAGACAUGAGUUCCUCUCCACCCUACAGUGACAGAACACCUAACAUGUAUGCAAAUAAAAAGUUGCAGCAAGAUAUACAGAGGUUUCAGAAUGAGAUAGACAUGUUCAAACUAGAGCUCCUGGCUUUGAAAAAAGAGCAACUUCAACUUCAGAAACAGGUUGAAGAAGAAAACGAGAAACAGAAAAUUAGUAAAAUGAAGGUAACCAAAGACAUAAAUAAAGUUGCUGGUGAUGACAGCAAUGGAUUAAUUAAGCAAAGAGAUUGCAAACAAGCUGAUGACCAGCAAUUUCCUAUUAUGAAAAAAGGUGAUUCUGAUAGGUCUUUAAAGGAAAUAUCUUAUGAAGAGUAUAAGGUCAAAGAGAAAAUUAAUUCCAUGGAUGACCUUGAUGACUUAAUUCACUCAAUUGAAACAGUUUCAGAACCUUGCCAGUCACCUCACUCCAAGUGUGAAAAUUUCACAUUGCUAAUUAAACAACCUUGCAAGCAUUUUAAAGAUUCAAAUAUCUUAUUUCAAAUCCAGGAUGCAGUUCUUGUAUCUGAAAGAGCAAAAGAAUGUGGGAAAUAUCAAUGUGAAUUGCAUACCCAAAAAGUUAAAACAGUGGAAAAUGGGGCUAGUGGACUACACAAGAAGUCAUCAGAAACAAGAGAAAUAGAAUCACUGUUAAAGCAUCAGAAAGUGGAAUUGGAACAAGAACUCUGGAAUUUGAGAUUUGCCUUAAAAGAAGAAAAGGAGAAAAGGCAGAAAGCUGAUCUAUUGCAUGAAAAAAGUAGGGAGCAGCUAAUGAAAACAGAAGAGCAGUACGCUAAAGAGACCGAGAUGAACAGAGACCUUGAAAGCACUGUCAGAACACUAGAGAUGGAACUGAAGAAAGUCAGACAGAAUUUAAGCCAGAGAAAAGUACAGCACAAUUAUUUUAUAGAAGGUUUUGGAAUGACAAAUUGA